AUGAUUUUGACUUUUUGGUGGGGCUUAUUGGUGCAUGGUGUUUUGGGUGAGUAAUUUGAAUUUGAAUUGGAAGUUUUGAAUUAUUUCCCGUAUCGAUAAAAUUUUCAAGCUAUAAUUUUUUUCCAAAAAUAAUGAGGCAUUCCUUAUAUUUUACGUGAGAAUUGAAAUUUUACUUUGGGCAUUUCUAAUUUUGAAUACGAUUGAAAUCAGAGACCAUUUAAAAAACGUGAGUUGCAUCCAAGAUUUUUAAAGAAUUUUUUGAGGUUGUACUUAUAUUAGGCCCCUUGUAAUUUCAAUAUUCAAUAUAACAUUUUUGUGCUUCUCCCCUUUCAUAAAUAUCACUAACCUAAUUUGCAGCUUCGUCCCGUUGCGCCUCGCCAAAUGCCACCACAUAUCUUCGUUCUGAAUCAACUCGUCUUAUGGAAUUCUCAACCAAAGUCCUCAAAGAUGUUACAUUAAAUGAAUGUGCUCGUACAUGUUCCGAGAAUACAGCAGUUGAACAAUGUCUUUCUUUCGAAUAUGAUUCAUCAAUUCUUCAAUGCUCACAUCAUUCUGAUGAUGGCCAACCAUUUGGAGCAUCUGUUUUAGCCAAAGCUGUCCCAUCCAUUUCAUUUUUCCAGCAAAUUUGUUUGUUGGAAGAAGCAAUUUGCACUGCUCCAUAUUCUUUUGAACGAUAUCCUCAAUCAAUUCUCGUUGGACAUUCAAUGCAUGUUAUAAAUGUUGAUGGAUUAUCAGAUUGUUUAUCCAAAUGCGCUCUAUUGCGAAUAUUCACAUGCAAAUCCGUUAUGUAUUAUUAUGAAACUGGAGAAUGUAUUAUGAAUCGAGAUACGAAAUUCAUUUUUCCAAAUAUGUUUCGACAAAAUGUACAGGACACUUUGGUGGAUUAUUUCGAAAACAAUUGCGCUGAUGGUGAGUCAGAUUCAGGGCUGUGAAAAAGGCCUCGAUUUUUUGCGGCCGGCCGGCCGGCCUUGAAAAAUCGGAGGCCUCAGGCCUUCGCGGCUUUUUGGCCUUUCAAAUAUAAAGGCUGGAAGCCCUUCAGGCUUGAAGCCUCAAGGAUGACAAUUUUCAGAAAUCAGUUUUACUGAAUUGUAA
Molecule: messenger RNA, 1092 nt
Organism: Caenorhabditis angaria
Lineage: Eukaryota; Metazoa; Nematoda; Chromadorea; Rhabditida; Rhabditidae
Source: the annotation of a GenBank genome assembly